AUGUCCGAUACCAGCGGAUUGGGCGUCUUCGUAGGAUCGAACGAAGGUGAUAUCGCACUCAUCCGCAAUGCAGACUACGAAGAUCGGGAGGCCCCAUGGGCACUCGAGCGUGUAUGGUCAACGGGCCACAGUGGCGUUGUCAGGUCGAUGUUAUGGGAUGAACGGCACAACGUCCUCCUCACGGGCGGCGAAGACGCCCAAAUCCACCUCUGGUCCGCUCCUGCCAUUCCCGCUGGCUCAUCGUCCGAAGACGAUAUCCAAAUGGAGGGCGAGGAGGACGAUGUUAUGGGGAGUUUGAGCCCGUCGGGGAGGAAGAGAGUCUAUGAUCAUGAAGGAGAUGUGGAGAUGGGGGAUGUAGGGAAUGAUCCGAAGAAAUUGAAGCGGGGGUAG
This is a messenger RNA of Stereum hirsutum FP-91666 SS1, 390 nucleotides long. RefSeq lists its product as uncharacterized. The transcript is spliced from 4 exons. The record is from RefSeq and is a predicted model, not a curated record. Gene Ontology annotation, molecular function: protein binding. NCBI's taxonomy places the organism in Eukaryota, Fungi, Basidiomycota, Agaricomycetes, Russulales, Stereaceae. Bases 1 to 390 code for a protein of 129 amino acids.